AGUAGCGAAUGUAUGAAAUAGUUUACUCGAACAUGUUGUGGCCGCAUCCUCUGUGGCUAGUCUGAAACAAAAACUGGUGGAAAAAUAAAGAUGUGGGCUUGGAGGAGCUAACUGGCUCUUAUUAAAUCUCACUGCACUAGGUAAUAAGCUGACGCCCCGCCUCACGCAGCCAGCCACUCUACAGCCCUCAGUCUUGCCUCACCUCCCUUUACUUCCCUGCCAUGGAGAAGCCACUAGAGAAAUGCCUGGAUGAGAUUGCGCACAGUACAGGAGUGUCCGGGGUGCUGUGUGCCGACCAUAAGGGACUGUGUCUUGGAGUUAGAGGCAAAGCCAGCAAUGCAUCAUCAGGUACUGUGGCAGCACUGGCCGAGAGGGUAGCCAUGCUAGAGCCUGGCAGCCUGGACCCUGUCAUCCUACUGGAAAGUGACAACAGUCAGUGCCUUAUUCACCGCAACAGUGGCAUCACCCUAGCAGUCUACAAAUCACCAGAGACAUCAUGAGCCCAGCAUUUGAAGUGAAAGAUACAAAUAUUGAUUUAUAAAUCAUAUUCAUCUUCAGUUUGAUCAAAGGCCAUUUGCACCUGAUGGCUUUCAACAUCAGUUCCUCAUUCUGCUGACUUUGCAGAAUUUGUUUCCAAAAAUGGAGUCAUGUAAAACUCUUGUAUUCAAAGUUUGUGCAGAAUGUGCAUGCAUUGUGCAUCAUUCAAGGUACCAUAGAAUGGCAACUCUGCUAAGGUCAUGAUAAGACCUCCAGUGAUUCCAAUCAACUUGUUUUAGGCACCAUAUUCUACAUGUAGGCAUUUAUUUAUUUAAUUUGUUAUUUUUUCCCAUGUAUUAUCUUUUUGAAUAGUUACACAGGAAGGUAACCAAUAGGAGUUUAUUAAUUUGAAAUUUUUAUUACAAACUGUUGAGUUCCAAUCUCCAACAACUUUUCCACAGAUGGAUUACCAAGACACUUGUGCAAUGUGCAAUGAAAAUAUUUGCCUUCAUCAAAACAAACAGUGGACAUUAAUGAUGACAUAGAUGUCUAACCACUUCGUUUUAAAUCACACAAGAAAAUUAACUAGGUGAAUGUUUUAGUGAGCCUACAAAAAUAUACCCUAUAUGUACUUUUGUCUACCUUUGGAGAAAUGGCCCAGCACUUUUAAUCAUAAAAACAGAUGAUCUAGGUAUUUAAAAAUCUAGAUCCUUUACAUUAAAAUAGGUGUACCAAAUAUGCAUAACAAAUAAAUUUACAUGCCUUGAAAUUAACUAAUGUUCUAAUAAAUGUGAAAUAAACAUAAAA
Messenger RNA from Scylla paramamosain (green mud crab), 1284 nucleotides. It is a transcript of the gene Lamtor5, whose product is annotated as ragulator complex protein LAMTOR5-like. The transcript is spliced from 5 exons. Gene Ontology annotation, molecular function: guanyl-nucleotide exchange factor activity. Gene Ontology annotation, cellular component: lysosome; Ragulator complex; cytoplasm. The record is from RefSeq and is a predicted model, not a curated record. Bases 222 to 500 code for a protein of 92 amino acids. NCBI's taxonomy places the organism in Eukaryota, Metazoa, Arthropoda, Malacostraca, Decapoda, Portunidae. Gene Ontology annotation, biological process: cellular response to amino acid stimulus; positive regulation of TORC1 signaling.